Molecule: messenger RNA, 4609 nt
Organism: Benincasa hispida (wax gourd)
Lineage: Eukaryota; Viridiplantae; Streptophyta; Magnoliopsida; Cucurbitales; Cucurbitaceae
Gene: ESP4
Product: HEAT repeat-containing protein
Source: RefSeq, a predicted model, not a curated record
CGCAAAAACAUAAACAAAAGGCAAAUCAAGGCUUUCGCCUUCUCUAUCGCGCUCGAGGAGCAGCGAGCUAAUUCUCUGUACUAACACCUGAAAUUCGAAGUUCUCAUCUUCUUCAUUCGAAAGCUAUGGUCGGAAUGAUGAUGGCUGUUAAUUCAAGGGAGAGGCUCGCUAGUUUGAUUAACUCAACCAAGAUUGCUGCAGAUAUACCUUCCAAACUUGCUCGUUUGCGUCAAUUAAAGAAUGUUCUGCUUCCGGAAGACCCUGUUUUAGUAUCCGAGCUUCUCCCUCGCAUCCUUGAGCUACAGUCCGACCGCUUCAGCCCCAUCCGCAAGUUUGUCGCAGAGAUGAUUGGUGAAAUUGGAUUCAAGCAUAUUGACUUGUUGCCUCAAAUUGUACCAUUAUUGAUAACAGUUUUGACUGACGACACUCCAGCUGUCGUUCGACAAUCCAUUACUUGUGCCAUUGAUUUGUUUCGCGUUAGUCUUGUAAAAAUUGCAAUGAAGGGUCUAUAUUCUAGCGAGAUAGACAAUUCACUUCAAUCAUUGUGGACAUGGAUGUUAAAGUUCAAGGAAGAGAUAUAUUCAAUAGCCGUUCAUGGAAAUGGUGGAAUGAGUUUGCUAGCUCUCAAGUUUGUUGUAGAAGUAAUUUUACUUUACACACCUGAUCCUAAUGGCUCUUCAGAGCCUCCUGCUUCUGAAGAAACAUCUGUCGAUUUUAAUAUAUCAUGGCUUCGUGGGGGUCAUCCUAUACUCAAGAUUAGAGACUUAUCAACUGAGGCCAGUCAAAGUUUGGGUUUGUUGCUCGAUCAACUCAGAUUUCCAAAAGUGAAAUCUCUCAAUAACGCAAAGAUUAUUGUGCUUAUUAAUAGUCUUUCAACAAUUGCGAAAAAGAGACCUGCAUUUUACGGCCGAAUUCUGCCUGUAUUACUUGGCCUGGAUCGCUCAGGCACUAUCUUUAAUGGGUUGCAUGCUCCUGGUGUACAUUAUGCCUUAAAGAAUGCAUUUCUCAACUGCUUGAAGUGUACCCAUCCAGGUGCUUUACCGUGGCGAGAUCCUCUAAUUGGUGCCCUGAGAGAAAUGAAAGUUAGGGGAGUGGCUGACCCAUCCCUUCAUCAAGUUUCAACAAUUAAUGGAUCUGCAGAGGAGGAGCAGGGUGACGGCCAUUUAACCAAGGAUGAGAAGGCUGCUGUUCAAAGAACUAAUAUUAUGCAUAAUAAUUUGGGAAGGAAGAGAUCUGGAGAACCAGACAGCUGUGAUUUGAAAGAGGAUGGAAAUGGAUCUGGAAAACGUGCCAGACCAACAACUAAUGUCUCAGAGUCUGAGGAACCAUCUAAAGAAAUGGAGAGGAGUACUGUCGUGUCUAAACAAAACGAAUCAUCAAGUGGAACAUCUUCCACGGAAGAUGUGGAUACUGGACCAGCGCAGCAACUUGUAACUAUGUUUGGUGCCUUAGUUGCUCAAGGAGAAAAAGCUAUUGGGUCCUUACAGAUCCUUAUCUCUAGUAUUUCCGCUGACUUGCUUGCUGAGGUUGUCAUUGCUAAUAUGCGUUUCCUUCCUCCUCAUCAGCCUGAUACAGGAGAUGGAGAACUUCUGCAGAAUAUGUGUAUAAUUGGUAGUGAUGCUCAAGCCAAAUAUCCAUCAUCAUUUGUCGCUGAUGUUCUUUCAUUAUCUAGCACCUUCCCACUGAUUGCAUCGAUGUUGGAUUCUUCUAGGUCAUUAUCUGAUCACAUGAAACCUCAGGAGGAAGGAGACCGUCAUGCAGUUCCUAUUGUUGACAGUGCUGGGACAAAUCAUGAUUCUGAAAAUGCUAUUACGCCAACUAGUUUACCUGGUUCCAAAACUCCUAUAUCUGAAGCGGAAGAAGUUUGCUCAAUCAUUCCAUCUAGUAUACCUGAUGUGGGCAAUUCGGACAGUGGGAUACCGGGACUUGAUCCUUCUGUUCAAAGUGAUGGGAUGUCAGAGACUGUUGUUACUCCCACGCUUGCAUCAUCUGGUUUUGAUGAAUCUAAUCAAGAGAACAUUUCAGCUAUGGAUCUGAGCUCCUCCUUGAAAUUAUCAGUUUCUAGAGAAAAAUCAGAGGAGCUUAGUCCAAUGGCAGUUGUUUCAGAUGUCAACAGCUUGGCCUCUUCAACUGCAACUUCUGCGGGAGUGUCUUUUCAGUUGGUCUUGCCCAAGAUGUCAGCACCUGUUGUUGACCUUGUAGAUGAAGAGAAGGAUGAAUUACUCAAACUGGCAUUUGUGCGCAUUGUUGAGGCAUAUAAGCAAAUAGCAGUUGCUGGAGGUUCGCAAGCCCGCUUUUCUCUAUUGGCAUAUUUAGGAGUGGAGUAUCCCUUGGAAUUAGAGGCAUGGAAAGUGUUGCAAAACCAUAUAUUGGCUGAUUAUGUAAAUAAUGAGGGGCACGAGUUGACUUUGCGGGUUCUGUAUAGGUUAUUUGGAGAAGCAGAAGAGGAACAUGAUUUCUUUACAUCUACAACUGCUGCUUCAGUAUAUGAGACAUUUCUGCUCACUGUGGCAGAAACACUUAAAGAUUCUUUUCCUCCAUCAGACAAGUCAUUAAGUAGAUUACUUGGUGAAGCUCCUUAUCUACCAAAGUCAGUCAUGAACCUGUUGGAAUGCAUGUGCUCUCCUGGAAACACUGAAAAUGCAGAUAAGGAUAUUCAAAGUGGUGAUCGUGUAACUCAAGGUCUUAGUGCAGUGUGGAGUUUGAUUCUGUUGAGACCCCCUAUUCGUGAUGUCUGCUUGAAAAUUGCCUUAAAGAGCACUGUACAUCUCUCCGAGGAAGUGAGGAUGAAGGCAAUUCGUCUGGUUGCUAACAAGCUUUAUCCAAUACUAUCCAUCUCUCAACGAAUAGAAGACUUUUCUAAGGAAAUGCUGCUUUCUGCCAUUAAUGACCUUGCUACAGAUACGGCAGAUGCUGAUGGAUUAGUAUCAGAAUCGCAUAAGCAGGAUGCUCAUCCAGAGAAGUCUUUAAUUGAAUCUGGUGCCAUCAGUAAAGAUAUUUCCUCUGAUAUCCAUCCUUCACCCAUUUCACAAGCUGACUCAUCUCUUCCAAUCUCUGAGGCCCAGCGUCGGAUGUCUUUGUAUUUUGCACUUUGCACAAAGAAGCACUCACUUUUUCGCCAAAUUUUUGUCAUGUAUAAAAAUGCUUCUAAAGCAAUUAAGCAGGCUGUUCAUGACCAUAUCCCUAUACUUGUCCGCACAAUGGGCUCAUCCUCAGAUCUUCUUGAAAUUCUUACUGAUCCUCCAAGCGGAAGUGAAAAUCUCGUAAUGCAGGUUUUGCAUAUAUUGACAGAUGGGAUUAUUCCUUCUGCUGAGUUAGUUUUUACCAUUAGCAAGCUAUACAAUUCAAAACUAAAGGAUGUGGAGAUUAUGAUUCCUGUAUUACCAUAUCUACCAAAAGAUGAGGUUAUGAUGAUCUUCCCACAGAUUGUAAAUCUCCCAGGGGAUAAAUUCCAAGCAGCACUUCUACGGAUAUUGCAGGGAUCAAUUGGGUCAUCUCAUUCUGGGCCAGUUCUAAAUCCAGCUGAAGUUCUAAUUGCUAUUCAUGGAAUUGAUCCUGACAGAGAUAGAAUUCCUCUCAAGAAGGUCACAGAUGCAUGCAAUGCUUGCUUUGAGCAGCGUCAAACUUUCACCCAGCAAAUCAUUGCAAAAGUUUUGAAUCAAUUGGUUGAGCAGAUUCCUCUUCCACUAUUGUUCAUGCGCACGGUAUUGCAAGCCAUUGGUACUUUUCCAUCACUGGUAGAUUUUAUAAUGGAGAUUCUAUCACGUCUUGUUGGCAAACAGAUAUGGAAAUAUCCUAAGUUGUGGGUAGGCUUUUUGAAGUGUGCACUUUUGACAAAGCCUCAAUCAUUUAAUGUGCUGCUUCAGCUACCGCCAGCACAACUCGAAAAUGCUUUAAACAAAACUGCAGCACUCAAGGCGCCUUUGGUUGCUCAUGCUAGCCAACCAAAUAUCCGAUCGACUCUCCCGAGGGCUGUGUUGACCGUCCUAGGGAUUACCUUAGAUGCUCAAAAUACAAGCCAGGUGCAAUCAAGUCAGGCUAACAUGGUCGAUUCAAGUAACUCAGAGGAGGUUGCGGUCCCAGAAAAAUCUAAAGAAUCCUCUGUUGCCGGUUGACUGAUUGGGAUCGAUUAUUUUCAGUCGUAUCUUUCACCAAGUUCCAUGUGCGUCAAACCUGCAGGGUUUUCCUUGAUAAAGAAACCGAGCAACUUUCGCACACUAGAUUUUCUUGCAACAAGCUUUUCUUCUAAGGUCAGAAGGGUAUCAUUUUCACUUUUCAGCUGAGAAAGGUAAAAAUCAUCCCAAUGAUUUUGCUUCCUUUAAAGCUACAAAAAUCAUAUCAAGAAUCUAUAAAAGCUGUGCUGUAGGUAGAGAGUUCUCCUGAUAUUGUGAGGAAGAGCAUUGCUCUAAGAAUGUAAUAGCAAUAAUAGAGAGUUGUAUACUAAUUUUUGUUGCUAGGAAUUUAUGACGGACAAUUUGAUAGAACUUACAAUCUAGAAAAGAAGAGUAUUUGAAAUCCUAACUUCGAAAAAGAAUAUUUAAAACGAAGACUGUAUUUUACAAGACUUUUGCAAUUAAGAAACAAUAAUAAUAUUCGUUAUGUUUAGUUA